This is a messenger RNA of Rhagoletis pomonella (apple maggot), 3778 nucleotides long. It is a transcript of the gene pug, whose product is annotated as C-1-tetrahydrofolate synthase, cytoplasmic. The transcript has 9 exons. Gene Ontology annotation, cellular component: cytosol; mitochondrial matrix. Gene Ontology annotation, molecular function: methenyltetrahydrofolate cyclohydrolase activity; formate-tetrahydrofolate ligase activity; ATP binding. The record is from RefSeq and is a predicted model, not a curated record. Lineage: Eukaryota; Metazoa; Arthropoda; Insecta; Diptera; Tephritidae. Bases 21 to 2387 code for a protein of 788 amino acids. Gene Ontology annotation, biological process: mitochondrial respiratory chain complex III assembly; tetrahydrofolate interconversion.
GCUUGUUUUUAUGGCGAAAUAUGUCAGCUCAAUAUCAACGAUUCUUAAAAGCUCUUGAAAGGUGGCCGACAGACAAAACAAAAGUUGGCAGCUCCUUGAUGAUGUCGGGAAACGCUAAACUGAUAUCAGGCACUGAAUUGGCAAAUGAAGUACGCGAAUCUUUGAAGCGGCAAAUUAAAGAUGUUAAAGCUAAACUUCCUGUUUUUACGCCUGGCUUGCGGAUUUUGCAAGUGGGUGGGCGUGAGGACUCCAACGUUUACAUUCGCAUGAAAAUCAAGGCAGCUGCAGAAAUUGGCAUUACUGCAGAACUUAUCAAGCUUCCGCGCACUGUUACCGAAAUUGACUUACUUGAGAAGAUAACAGAACUUAACUAUGAUCCUAAAGUUCAUGGAAUUAUAGUGCAAAUGCCGCUUGAUUCAGAAAGUAAAAUGGAUUCCCACAAGAUCACUGACGCGGUCUGUCCGGACAAAGAUGUCGAUGGUCUUCAUACCGUUAAUGAAGGCCGCGUCUCCAUCGGUGACACGAAUGGGUAUCUGCCUUGCACACCCGGGGGCUGCGUUGAGCUAAUCAAGCGUACGGGCGUCCAAAUUUGUGGGGCACAAGCUGUUGUUAUAGGUAGAAGUAAAAUUGUGGGUACACCAGUCUCACAGCUGUUGAAGUGGGAAAAUGCCACAGUGACUUUGUGUCACUCAAAAACUAAAAAUCUGGAACAAAUCUGUCGUUCUGCGGACAUUCUUGUUGUUGCCAUAGGUGUACCUGAAUUAGUCAAGGGAAGUUGGAUCAAACCAGGAGCUGUUGUUAUUGACUGUGGCAUUAAUAUUAAACCAGAUUCCACCAAACAAAGCGGUUCUCGAUUAGUCGGUGAUGUUCUUUUCGACGAGGCGAAACAAGUGGCUUCUUACAUAACACCAGUGCCUGGCGGUGUUGGACCUAUGACUGUAGCAAUGCUUAUGAAAAACACUGUUAGGUCUGCUUUAGUGGCUGCAGAUAAGUUAUUGCAAACAACCUGGAACAUAGCUCCGCUUACUUUGGCUAAAGUUAGACCCGUUCCUUCUGAUAUUAUUAUAGCUCGUUCGCAGAAACCCAAACAUAUCUCCAAUUUGGCAAAAGAGAUUGGACUGUUAGGCAAAGAAGUAUCGCUUUAUGGCGAUAAAAAAGCGAAAAUAUCUCUAAGUACCAUCGAUCGGUUGGAAAGCCGAUCCGACGGCUCCUACGUAGUUGUAGCUGGUAUUACUCCUACUCCUCUGGGCGAAGGUAAGAGUACAACACUGAUUGGAUUAGUUCAGGCACUUUGUGCACAUAAAAGUCGAAAUGCCAUUGCCUGCAUGCGACAACCAUCACAAGGGCCCACAUUUGGUAUUAAAGGUGGUGCUGCCGGUGGAGGAUACGCCCAAGUGAUACCCAUGGAUGAAUUCAAUUUGCAUUUAACUGGUGAUAUCCAUGCUGUUUCGGCAGCCAACAACCUACUUGCCGCUCAAUUGGACACCCGUAUAUUCCAUGAAAAUACGCAGAAGGAUACAUCUCUUUACGAUCGUCUUGUACCGCGUAUUAAAGGUCAGCGAACAUUUUCGAAAAUACAAUUGCGACGUCUGCAACGGUUGGGAAUACUCAAAACCGAUCCUGAUUCGUUGACGCCUGAAGAACAAAGCCGUUUUGCACGUCUGGAUAUCGACCCCGAUACAAUAAUGUGGGAGCGAGUCAUUGAUAUUAACGACCGGUAUUUGCGCGAAGUUACGAUUGGCCAAUCGCCCACGGAAAAACAUUUGACUCGUAAGACAUCAUUCGCUAUCUCAGUGGCUAGUGAAAUAAUGGCCGUACUAGCACUAGCAACUGAUAUGGAGGACAUGAAGCGACGGUUAUCAAACAUGGUAGUAGCUUUCGACCGCAGCAGCAAACCUGUAACUGCUGAUGACCUAGGUGUUACUGGUGCCCUUGCUGUGCUUUUAAGAGACGCUUUGGAACCUACUUUAAUGCAAACAUUAGAAGGCACACCAGUUCUGGUGCACACUGGUCCAUUCGCAAAUAUUGCUCAUGGAUGUUCCUCAAUUGUUGCUGACAAAGUUGGUCUAAAAUUAGUGGGUGAAAAGGGGUUUGUUUGUACGGAGGCAGGUUUCGGAUCAGACAUUGGCAUGGAAAAAUUUUGCAAUGUUAAAUGUCGUUCGUCAGGUCUCAAACCAAAUGCCAUGGUGCUAGUGGCUACAGUUCGGGCGCUCAAAAUGCAUGGAGGCGGGCCCGCAGUUACGUCAGGAGCGCCUCUCAAUAAACAAUAUACCGAGGAGAACUUACAAUUACUGGAGAAAGGGUUGCCAAAUCUGCUGCAACAUAUUUCCAAUGGUCAGAAAUUCGGACUCCCAGUUAUUGUUACUAUUAAUCGCCAUACUAUCUGAUGACUCGUACAGAAGCUUUACUAGACAAUAUAUGCAUGAUAUGAUGCGUGAGAGAAAGCGCUCAGAAGUAUUUUGAUGACAAACUCAAAGAGCUAGAGGACAAUUUGUUAGCUUUGACAAAGUGCCCUCCAGAAAAAAAUUAGAAAUUUCGUCAAGUCAUGAAAAACUUCAAACUCUUCUACAAACGCCACUGGCAAGCAUCUAAGGGAACUGAUAACCGCAAAACCAUGGAAAUAAGAAAACAAGUGCCUGUGGAUGAACUCUUUUAUGCAGCAGAAAUGAGUAAUCGCGCCGCAGAAAACUUAGAUGUCGCCAAAAUAAUGCACGAAAUUCAACAGUCAUCGACCAGAUCAUCAAUAUUUCGCAAACCAGCCCAAAAAAACGGCCAUGACUAAAAACGAGAGACGUAUCCUGAAAAAAAGCAUUCUGAAAUUGCACCGGAAAUAAAAUUACAAGAUUUGGUGAAUAACACAGCUACGAGGCUUUGCAAAUACAUAUUUGUACGAUGUUUUGGAGAUGUGUUCGGAAAUCGAGAAGAGUAAUUUGUCACAUUUUUACAAAUGGGGUUGGGACGGAUCACAACAAACACAGUACAAGCAACGGUUCCAAAACUAUGGUGUUAGUGACGUAAACGUUUUUAAUUAGUUUCUGGUGCCCCUAAGGUUGACAAGUGGAACAAGAAUCAUUUGGCAGAAUCCAAUCCUAUCCUCACCUAGGUUUUGUAGACCAAUCUGAGUACGAUUUACAAAGGAAAACGAAGGGCAAGCCAGAGCGUUUCAACCUACCUGCAUUGGUGAUGCUAUAAAGACAACGCAUACUUUGUUCCCCACUAUGGUAGAUGGAAAAGUCUGCAAUGCAGAGGGUCAAUUCCCGUUCUGCGUUAUCGUGAAGUGAUAAAAAUAACACCUUUACACCGCAUUUAUUUCGGUGUUAAUUUUAUACUUUUCACUUCAUUUCACGAUAACGCAGAACGGGAAUUGACCCACAGCAACACAUACGAAUUCAACUUUGAGAUGCUACAUAUGUGGCAGAACUCAAAAAACAUUCAAUGACCUCACGACUACAAGUAGCGAAAAUCCAGAGACUUUAAAAUUUGGUAAUUCGUUAUUUCAUGCUCCAAUCAGAUUCUUCGAGUUUUUGCUUAAUUUAUCUUAUAAGCUUAAGGCAAAUGUACACAAAGGCCGCCUUAACAAAGAAGAUCAGCUUCCAAUCCAAGCGGCAAAAGAGUUUAUUCAGGAGAGUUUCAUAGAUAAAAUGGGAUUUCUUGUUGAUAUUUCAAAGGCUGGUUACGGUAACACAAAUGACGGCAACACUUCUCGUCGAUUCUUCAGUGAUACAGGAGCAGCAGCUGAAAUAACCGAAAUCAAUAAAGAUCUGUAUUUUUUAAAAUA